AUGAACCCCUAUAUCUUAGCCACCUUGCUAUUCGGACUUGGCCUAGGUACCACAAUCACAUUCGCAAGUUCACACUGACUCCUUGCCUGAAUAGGCCUAGAAAUUAAUACACUUGCAAUCAUUCCCCUAAUAGCCCAACACCAUCACCCCCGAGCAGUUGAAGCAACCACCAAGUAUUUCCUGACCCAAGCUACCGCGGCUGCCAUACUCCUCUUUGCCAGCACUACAAACGCCUGACUUACCGGCCAAUGAGAUAUUCAACAAAUAUCCCACCCCUUUCCCCUCACCCUAAUUACAUUAGCUUUGGCACUCAAAAUUGGCCUGGCCCCCAUGCACACCUGACUACCAGAAGUGCUCCAAGGAUUAGACCUGACCACAGGACUUGUCCUAUCCACCUGACAAAAACUAGCACCAUUUGCACUCCUGCUUCAAAUCCAGAACGUUAACCCAACCAUUCUCGUCACCCUCGGAUUAGCAUCAACCCUUGUUGGCGGCUGAGGAGGUUUAAACCAAACCCAGCUACGGAAAGUCCUUGCCUACUCCUCCAUCGCACAUCUAGGCUGAAUAAUUUUAAUCCUCCAAUACUCCCCCUCCCUCACUCUCCUAGCACUCCUUACAUACUUUGUAAUGACAUUCUCAACAUUCCUUGUAUUCAAACUGAAUAAAUCAACAAGUAUUAAUGCACUAGCCAUCUCCUGGACAAAAGCACCUAUUCUCACCUCCCUCACCCCUCUAGUGCUUCUGUCCCUCGGUGGCCUCCCACCACUAACGGGCUUCAUACCCAAAUGACUUAUUCUCCAAGAAUUAGCUAAGCAAGAUCUGGCCCCCCUGGCCACAUUAGCCGCGCUGUCCGCCCUUCUCAGCCUAUACUUCUACCUCCGCAUCUCUUACGCAAUGACCCUUACCAUGUCCCCAAACAACUUGACUGGUGUAACCCCCUGACGAUUCUCCUCCCCCCAAUUGACCCUGCCCCUGGCCAUUGCAACCACCGCCACAAUUUCCCUCCUCCCCCUCGCCCCCGCCGCAAUCGCCCUUUUAACCCCCUAA
Molecule: messenger RNA, 1047 nt
Organism: Xiphias gladius (swordfish)
Lineage: Eukaryota; Metazoa; Chordata; Actinopteri; Istiophoriformes; Xiphiidae
Source: the annotation of a RefSeq genome assembly